This is a messenger RNA of Aspergillus bombycis, 1623 nucleotides long. RefSeq names its product putative MFS transporter. Gene Ontology annotation, biological process: transmembrane transport. The transcript is spliced from 8 exons. Lineage: Eukaryota; Fungi; Ascomycota; Eurotiomycetes; Eurotiales; Aspergillaceae. The coding region runs from base 1 to 1623 and encodes 540 amino acids. The record is from RefSeq and is a predicted model, not a curated record. Gene Ontology annotation, molecular function: transmembrane transporter activity.
AUGGCAAACGGCGACGCGUCCGACAUUUCUCUAACUGAUCAUGAUACUCCCCCAGGGACUGUUCUUCUUAUCAAAGAUGAUAUCAGGGACGAGGCUGAGGGACGGCGAGAGAUCGUCCUCAGUCCAUUACCGUCCAGUGACCCUAACGAGCCAUUGAAUUGGAGCACUGCACGCAAGGCAUGCAAUUUCAUGCUCGUACUAGCAGUAACGUGCCUGGUCUUUACCGCGCUCUCUAUCCAACAGAUCUUCUGGCAGUUGAUGGUGGUCGAUUUACACGUUACUUACCCACAACUAAACAAUGCCAUGUCAGUCAACUUCGUCGGACUCGCCAUGGGAUGCGUAUUGUUCAUUCCAUUCGCGAAAAAGUUUGGCCGAAGACCAGUGUACCUAGCCUCGACCGCGUUGAUGCUCGUUACCUCCUUUUGGGCAGCAGAGAUUAGCACCCUCGCAGAGCUGUAUAUCACCAACCUCUUACAGGGCCUCGCUGGGGCAACGAAUGAGGCUAUUGUCCAGAUUACCAUCGCAGACCUCUUCUUUGUGCAUCACCGUGGCGGAAUGAAUGCGUUAUACAUGACCAUGAUGAUGAUUGGGAGCUUUCUCACCCCUAUGGCUGCCGGGGCUCAAGCGACAAGACAGGGCUGGCGAUGGUCCUACCGUACUUUGGGUAUCUUCAAUGCGGUUCUCUUUGUACUUUUUAUCGUCUUCUACGAAGAGUCAAAGUAUACCGCUGCCAUUGAAGGAGUCACGCCUGCCGCUGGGCCUGCGCAGCAAAUUCCAACCGAUGAGAUGGGCAACAAGGCACCUGUCAAGGACGCCACCAGACUUCAGGAGCGUAGGGCGAGUAGCCCUCCAUUAGACCACAUUAUCCCUAUGAAGACAUGGGCACAGAGAUUGUCCUUGGUAACUUACACACCAGAGCCCAUCUGGCCAUAUUUCUAUCGCCCCAUCGAGAUCCUGUUCACAUUCCCUGCAGUCCUCUGUUGUGGUCUGCAGUAUGCAUGCGGAGUGAUAUGGCUUACAAUUCUGUCAAGUGUGAUCGCUCUCAUAUUUCCCCUUCCACCAUAUGAGUUCACCCCGGAGCAAAUCGGUUACAUGAGUGUUGGUCCGUUUGUCGGUAAUUUGAUCGGCUCGUUUUACGGCGGCUUCCUUGGAGACUGGUCAAUCAAAUAUUUUUCUCGACGGAAUUCCGGAUACUACGAGCCAGAGAUGCGCCUGUAUAUCCUACAUCUCCCGGCAGUUGCCCUCUGCGGUGGUCUCAUUAUGUUUGGAGUAACCGUUGAUAAAGGCAUGCACUGGAUUUUACCCAGUAUCGGGGGAGCGCUCUUUGGCUUCGGACUCGGCAGUAUCAGCGAUGCAUGUCUCACGCUCGUCAUCGAUAGUUACAUGGAGAUCACAGGUGAUGCGUUCACGGGCGUGGCUUUCCUUCGAAAUGCUUUUAGCAUUGGGAUACCAUUUGCCAUUAGUCCUUGGAUCGAACAUAGCGGCUUGACCAAGAUGUUCGUCGCCUGUGGGUUUAUCAGCCUGGGAGUCACCAUGACAUUAUUGGGCAUGGCCAUAUACGGCAAGCGCAUUCGAUCUGCGACCGCGAAGCGAUACCAGGAGAUGUCUGGCAGGAGUGGUUGA